This is a messenger RNA of Bufo bufo (common toad), 1986 nucleotides long. Its product is annotated as gastrula zinc finger protein XlCGF26.1-like. Bases 1 to 1938 code for a protein of 645 amino acids. The transcript is spliced from 3 exons. NCBI's taxonomy places the organism in Eukaryota, Metazoa, Chordata, Amphibia, Anura, Bufonidae. Gene Ontology annotation, molecular function: DNA-binding transcription factor activity; RNA polymerase II cis-regulatory region sequence-specific DNA binding. The record is from RefSeq and is a predicted model, not a curated record. Gene Ontology annotation, biological process: regulation of transcription by RNA polymerase II.
AUGACAAAUCAGGGGGAAGAUCUGACUGAUAUUAAAUUGGAGAAUGGAGAAGAACGGAUGAUGGGCGAUCCCCAGUGUAAAAGUGAGGUGGAGGAGGACAUUCCAGUCCAUAUGACCACAGAAAAUCCCUGUGAGAAGCCUGAAGGAAACAUCAUCAUGUUAUCUCUAGAUUAUAAAAAAGAUGAAGAUACCAGGCAGCGCUCUUCAGAAGAAAACUUCAUUACCUGUAAUGUACAUCCAGGACUUCACAAUGCAGAGCCAUCAAAUAAUUCCCCCAAGAAUGAGGAACUUUCUAAUGACCAAUCACAGAUUAUCAACCCAAGUCCAAAUCUAUCAUAUAAUCAUCCUAAACAUGAGGAAUCUUCUACUGAUCAAUCACAGAUUAUUACCCCAAAUAUAAGGCAGAAACGGGGUAAAAUGUUUAAUUGUGAGGAACGUGGAAAACAGUUCAGAUGUAAGUCAGAGCUUUCUGUACACAGAAGUCGUCACAAAGGAGAGAAGCCGUAUUCAUGUUCGGAAUGUGGGAAAUGCUUUGUCAAGAAAUCAAAUCUUAAUAAACAUAAGAUAAUUCACACAGGAGAGAAGCCAUAUUCAUGUUCAGAGUGUGGGAAAUGUUUUACCAAGAAAUCAUAUCUUGAUCGUCAUAAAAGAAGUCACACAGGAGAGACGCCGUAUUCAUGUUCAGAAUGUGGGAAAUGCUUUAUCCGAAAAUCAAGCCUUGAUCUACAUAAAAGAAUUCACACAGGAGAGAAGCCAUAUUCAUGUUCAAAGUGUGGUAAAUCUUUUACAGAUGGAUCAUCUCUGCGUGCACAUCAGAGAAUUCACACAGGAGAGAAGCCACAUUCAUGUUCAGAAUGUGGGAAAUGCUUUAACCGAAAAUCAAGCCUUGAUCAACAUAGAAGAAUUCACACAGGAGAGAAGCUAUAUUCAUGUUCAGAAUGUGGGAAAUGUUUUACAUCUAGAUCAUAUCUGCUUACACAUCAGAGAAUUCACACAGGAGAGAAGCCACAUUCAUGUUCAGAAUGUGGGAAAUGCUUUAAACAGAAAUCAAGCCUUGAUCUACAUAAAAGAAUUCACACAGGAGAGAAGCCAUAUUCAUGUUCAGAAUGUGACAAAUGUUUCACACAUAAUAAAGGUCUUACUACACAUCUCCGAAUUCACACAGGAGAGAAGCCAUAUUCAUGUUCAGAAUGUGGGAAGUGCUUUAACCAUAAAUCAAGCCUUGAUCAACAUAAAAGAAUUCACACAGGAGAGAAGCCAUAUUCAUGUUCUGAAUGUGGAAAAUGUUUCAUAGAAAAAAAAGUUCUUGCUAAACAUCUCAGAAUUCACACAGGAGAGAAGCCAUAUUCAUGUUCAGAAUGUGGGAAAUGCUUUAACCGAAAAUUAAGCCUUGAUCUACAUAAAAGAAUUCACACAGGAGAGAAGCCAUAUUCAUGUUCAGAGUGUGGUAAAUGUUUUACAGAUAGAUCAUCUCUGCGUGCACAUCAGAGAAUUCACACAGGAGAGAAGCCAUAUUCAUGUUCAGAGUGUGGUAAAUGUUUUAUAUAUAGAUCAUAUCUGCUUGCACAUCAGAGAAUUCACACAGGAGAGAAGCCACAUUCAUGUUCAGAAUGUGGGAAAUGCUUUAACUGGAAGUCAAGCCUUGAUGUACAUAAAAGAAUUCACACAGGAGAGAAGCCACAUUCAUGUUCAGAAUGUGGGAAAUGCUUUAACCGGAAAUCAAGCCUUGAUCUACAUAAAAUAAUUCACACAGGAGAGAAGCCACAUUCAUGUUCAGAAUGUGGGAAAUGCUUUAACCGGAAAUCACACCUUGAUCUACAUAAAAGAAUUCACACAGGAGAGAAGCCAUAUUCAUGUUCUGAAUGUGGGAAAUGCUUUGCCAAGAAAUUAAGUCUUGAUCGACAUAAGAGAAUCCACACAGAAGAGAAGACAUGUUGAUGUUUUGUGUAAGAAUAAUGUUUUACAAAUAAAUUAGUCUUUCAAACU